AUGGCCAAGCUGUGGGAUCUGCCGUGCAUCUUUGUCUGCGAGAACAAUGGAUUCGGCAUGGGAACGUCGGCCGAUCGCUCAUCCGCGUCAACCGAUUACUAUACUCGUGGCGACUACGUGCCGGGCGUGUGGGUCGAUGGAAUGGACGUGUUGGCUGUGAGGGAGGCGAUUCGUUGGUGCAAAGAAUACUGUGAUGCUGGCAAGGGGCCUCUGAUGCUGGAAGUGGCUACGUAUCGAUACCAUGGACACUCGAUGUCGGAUCCCGGAACUAGCUACCGUACCCGCGACGAGAUUCAAUCUGUGAGGAAGACGCGCGACCCGAUCACCGGCUUCAAGGACCGCAUCGUCACUUCCGGCCUGGUCACCGAGGACGAGCUCAAGGAGGUUGAUAAGGCGGUGCGCAAGGAGGUGGAGGACGCGACGAACAGCGCUGUCAACGAUGGAGUGCUGCCACCGGAAGCCCUCUACGCCGACAUCUUCCACAACGACGAGCCGCAGACUGUUCGUGGAUGCACCGUUGACGAGACGAUCGUCCAGCCGUAUCGAACGACGAAGGAGAUUGUGCAGCAGAGGAAG
This is a messenger RNA of Mesorhabditis spiculigera, 576 nucleotides long. The record is from the annotation of a GenBank genome assembly. NCBI's taxonomy places the organism in Eukaryota, Metazoa, Nematoda, Chromadorea, Rhabditida, Rhabditidae.